AUGCCAGUCACAAGAUCGCAGAGAGGAGCAGCCCGUACCGCAGAAGAUAGCACCUCGGCUACCGCAACGAGCGAUACGGACUACACAACUACGGCGACUACAUCGGGUACUGAGAGAACUACGAGCGAAGAAACGGUAGCGUCUCAAGGGGCGGCGAGCCAGCCAGGGAGGACGAUGACCCUGGUACCAGCGGGUUCUACCCGGCAAGCCAGCCCACAAGCAAGGACAGCGCGUACGGCGAGAACAAGAGCGAGCACCAUGCGGCGAACAUUAGAAGCCCAAGAGGAACUGGCUCGCCUUGAAUUAGCGCAAGCCGAGGCGGCGGCGCGUCUCGCAAGGAUACGGCUGCAACGAGCGCAAGAGGAAGAGGAAGAUUCUGUCUACGGUAGUAGCGACGACGAGCGGAAUAAGGAUAUAGAAGAAUGGAUCCGCUCCUCAGGCCGCCAAGAGGCAGAAGAACCGAAACCUGAGCCACAGAAGAAGCCGAAAGAUACGGCAAAGGAUAUAGUUCAUGCUUUCAAAGAAGCAUUACGGGAGAACACGGCGCAACCGAAAUACAUUCAGGAACUACCCGUGUUCGAAGGCGAUAGCUGUGAAUGGACAGCUUUCCGGGUCGUAUACGACGACACCGCAACUAUGUUCACAGCUACGCAAAACAUGGCGCGGCUAAGGAGAGCCAUUAAGGGAGCCGCAAGAGAAGGUAUCAAGAGCCUUCUAUAUUCUGAAGCACAGCCAUCCGAAGUCAUGGACGCUCUCCGAAGAAGGUACGGAAGACCGGAUGCACUUGUACUAGCGGAAUUGGAGAAAGUGAAGGCGUUGCCGCGAAUGACAGAGAGCCCACGCGACAUAUGCGUAUUCGCGAGCCAAAUUAACAACAGUGUGGCCGCGAUACGAGGGCUGAAGAGGCAACAGUACCUCCAUUCACCAGACAUGGUAAAGAGCAUAAUAGAAAAGAUGCCAACCAUUCUCAAGUUCCGGUGGUAUGAUUACACGGCACGGAAGGAAGAUGACGCAUUCUCAGAUCUUCGCUUAAUAGGAGAGUUUCUCAACCAGGAAGCGGACAAAUGCGGCGCCUUCGCUACUUUAGAAGAGAAUAGAGCCACAAGCCGGAGGCCGUUGAGACACAGUGCACAUAAUGUCCAAGAAGAAGCAAGAAGAUGUCCACAUUGCGAUGAGGCACACGCGUUAUUGGAAUGCGUCAAUUUCCAAAAGGCGCCAGUCCGAGAAAGGUGGCACAUCGUAAAACAAAACAGGAUAUGCUUCAAGUGUCUCGGCGGUAAACAUCGGAAGGAAUCGUGCCGAAAACCGCCGUGCAGAAUAUGCAAGAAGUGGCAUCACGCGCUUUUACAUGUCGACGUGCGCACCGAGGAGAGGGAACCCACUACAUCCGAGAUGAAUGUGACAGCAGCGGUCAACACGGCACGCAACGCACGCGCAUUAUUAAAGAUGGCACGAGUCAAGGUGUUCGGGCCUAAAGGGACGCGUCAAAUCACAGCGUUGUUAGAUGAAGGAUCGACUCUCACACUUCUGGAUUCAACGGUGGCGGAGGAACUCGGAAUUAAUGGGCGACCGCAAGAAUUAUCCAUCGAGACUGUAGGCGGCAAGCGACUGAAGACUAGGUCAAUAGAAACGGAUCUUCAGAUAAAGGGCCGCGGGCAGAAAUUCAAACGGACACUACACGGCGUACGAACUAUGGAUAACUUGCAACUAUCGCCGCAAUUCGUCGACAAGAAGAUCAUCGAGUCGUGCUCGCAUUUAAAGGACCUAGUGGAAACAUUGUGGCAUGAAGCAGAAGCACCGGCGCUACUAAUCGGUCAAGACAACUGGGACUGCAUCGUGUCACUGGAAGUCCGAAGAGGUCGACCCGGGCAACUAGUAGCCUCACGUACAAAGCUCGGAUGGGUACUACAUGGAACAGAGCACGGCGGUCGAUCGGUCCAUCAAGUCAACACGUGCCUACACAUGAAGGAGGAUGCCAUAUACGAACUGAUGAAGGAACAUUUCGCCUUGGAGUCACUGGGGGUGCAAGCGAAGAGACCUACAACGGACAUCGAGGCAAGAGCUCUCUCCUUACUAGAGAGCACCAGUCGUCGUCGAGAAGAUGGACGCUACGAAGUCAGUCUGUUGUGGAAACAGGACAAUUCGAUCAUGCCGGAGAGUCGCGACAUGGCGUUAAGUCGACUGAAGAACAUCGAAAGGAAACUUCAAAGGGAUCAACACAUGAAAACGGAAUACACACGGCAAAUUAAACAUUUGUUAGAAGAGGGAUACGCGGAAGAGGCGCCCGAAGAUUGCUUAUCGAAGCGCAAAUGGUAUCUGCCUCACUUCGCCGUUACUCAUCCUUUGAAGAAGAAAAUCAGAAUUGUUUUCGAUGCAGCUUCAAGAUCCCACGGGAUAAGCCUGAACGACGCGCUCCUACCGGGACCCGACCUUCUGCAAUCGUUGUUUGGAGUACUACUUCGCUUCCGACAAGGACCGAUAGCGGUGGCGGCUGAUAUUAAGGAAAUGUUUUUACAAGUACGCAUCAAACCAGAAGAUCGAGACAGCCUGCGUUUCCUGUGGCGAGAGAACGACAACGACCCGAUCAGAGAAUACAGAAUGACGUCUGUAGUAUUCGGCGCGGCGUCAUCACCUUGUUCGGCAAUCUACGCGAAGAAUAAGAACGCAGAAGACUGGUCGCAGAUGUACCCGGAAGCGGCGACAGCGAUAGUGCGCAAUCAUUACAUGGACGACUAUCUUCAAAGCUUCCACGAUGUAUCAAAGGGACAAGAGAUCGCACACCAAGUCAACGAAGUUCAUCUAAAGGCGCAUUUUGAACUACGAGGAUGGGCUUCCAAUCAUGAGGGACUAUUGAGGCACUUAGGCGUGAAGAAAUCAACGGCGGAAGUGGUUGCGAUCGGCGAAUCAGAAGAGAAGACGCUCGGGCUACGCUGGUUGACGAAGAGCGACGAAUUAGGAUUCCGUACCGAGCUGAGAAAAACUCCGGAAGAUGUAGCGAGCGGAGAAUCUACGCCAACGAAGAGGCAGGUGACCAGCGCGGUCAUGGCGACGUUCGACCCUCUUGGCCUUGUGUCGCCGAUCGUGAUACAAGGCAAGAAGCUUAUACAACGUAUAUGGAGAAGCGGCGUCGGGUGGGACGACGCUAUCGACGAAGAAGAUUAUGAAGUCUGGAAGAAAUACCUGCAAGCAAUGAAGACGGCGAGCGACCUACUUAUCCCUCGGUGUAUAACACCAAUUUGCACCGAGGGGGAGCUACAUACUUUCGUCGACGCGAGCGAGUCGGCCUAUGCUGCGGCGGUGUAUUGGCGCGCUCGAGAGCAAGAUGGGUUCAGGCUGAAUCUAGUGGCGGCAAAAGCAAGAGUCGCACCAUUGAAACCGACAUCGAUACCGCGACUGGAGUUACAAGCUGCUUUGUUGGGAGCCAGGCUAUCCCGAUCCAUCGAAGGCGAACUGGAUUUAAAGAUUACGAAGAGGACCUAUUGGAGCGAUUCAAGUGUCGUACUAUCCUGGAUAAAGUCCGACCCACGAACAUUCAAGACUUUCGUGGCACACAGAUUGGCGGAGAUUGAAGAACUCACAAAUGCAAAGGAUUGGCGCUGGGUCUCAACGAGCGACAAUCCAGCGGAUGACGCGACGCGCCAAACUCCAGACAACUUUGACGCGGCGCACAGGUGGUUCAAGGGGCCGGAGUUCUUACAUCGCGACGAGUCUCAAUGGCCAACACCACGGAAGUUCGAGCGGCACGGGACGGACGAAGAUAAGAGCGACAAAGUGUAUCAUGCGUUCGUAGAAGCGGAAUCGACACCAUCCCCUGAGCGAUUUUCGUCAUGGUUGCGGUUAUGGCGUACGACUGCGCGUGUUCUGCAAUUUAUCAAGCUCUGCAGAAAUAAGCACGCCGUCAACGCGUGCAGAAAAAGGGAUGAAACAUGGAAGCCGCAGAAACCGAAGAUCGCGAAGAAAACGACACAACGCAAAGGCGAGCCGACGAGGAACUUCUCUGUCAUCGAUCACGAGACAUUAGUCGAAGCCGAGAAGUUACUGUUGAAGCGGAGCCAGGGGGAAAGUUUCGCCGACGAAAUAUCAAGCGCCAAGAAGGGACAUUCGCUGGGACGAACAAGCAAGCUGAGACUAUUUGAAACGAAGUAUCAAGAUGGACUACUUCGACUACAGAGUCGCGUCGGAGCGAUAAGCGGAGUGUCCGGUACCUACAAGACACCAAUCUUAUUAGACGCGAAGAACCACAUUGCGCGUCUAAUACUAGAAGAUUAUCACCGACGCUUCAAUCACGCAAACCACGCCACGGUGAUGAACGAGAUACGCCAGCGCUACUGGAUAAUCGGUCUACGUGCAGCUAUCAAGGGGAUGCAACGUCGUUGCCAGACAUGCAUCAUGCGUCGUGCUUCGCCAGUGACACCACCAAUGGGGGAUCUACCGGAGGAGCGUCUACGCCACGGAACACACCCGUUCACAUGCACCGGAGUGGACUACUUCGGGCCGAUGACAAUCACCGUCGCCAGGCGCAACGAGAAGCGAUGGGGUGCUCUCUUCACAUGUCUAACGACGAGAGCAAUUCAUCUGGAGCUGGUGCCAACGCUUUCUACGGACUCAAUGAUCAUGGCAUUGAGACGCUUUGCUGCACGACGAGGCGCGCCGCGGGUCUUAUACAGCGACAACGGAACCAACUUCAUCGGCGCGAACAGAGAACUGAAGGAGGCGUGGGAAGCACUAGCAAAGGACAACCUGGCAACGGAAGCGGAAAAACUCGGCGUGCAUUGGAAAUUUAUUCCGCCUGGAGCGCCAAACAUGGGCGGCGCCUGGGAACGAAUGGUGCGAUCAAUAAAGGUCGCUUUGGAAGCUACGCUGCGAGAACGACGUCCGAGGGAAGAAGUGCUGCACACAUUACUACUCGAGGCCGAACACAUCGUCAAUUCGAGGCCUCUCACCAACUUAACGGACAACGCGGAGGAAGAAGCCCUAACACCUAACCAUUUUUUGAUAGGGCGUUCCUGUGGUGCAGCGCGGAUCGGGGCGUUCGCGAAUGAAGAAUUAGUCGGUCGGGACACCUGGAAAACAACGCAGCUGUUAGCCGAUCACUUCUGGAAGAGAUGGUUGCAAGAAUAUCUCCCGACAUUGCUACCGAGACGAAUCGACGGCCGCACGGAUCGAGCACGCAACCUAAGGGAAGGAGACAUAGUCUACAUUGUGGACCCGACACUACCCCGCUGUACAUGGCCACGGGGAAGAGUGAAGGCUACGCAUCCAGGAGUCGACGGGCGAGUACGAGUGGUAGACGUGUCAACCAAAGCUGGCGUGCUUCGACGACCGGCAUCGCGCAUCGUUUUACUGGUGCCAAUGGAGUCGCCUGGACAAGAGAUUGGUGCGACGGCACGAGGGGGAGAAUUGUAG
This is a messenger RNA of Leptosia nina, 5406 nucleotides long. NCBI's taxonomy places the organism in Eukaryota, Metazoa, Arthropoda, Insecta, Lepidoptera, Pieridae. The record is from the annotation of a GenBank genome assembly.